CCCAGCAACACAUUGGGUGCAGUGAAUGUGUCAGGUCUGGCAGGAUUUGCUUCACCUGACAUUGGACUCUUUGUCAGUAGGUUAUUGAAUUACAAAGUGAAAGACAGAUUCUCCAAACUAAUCCCCCUUCCCACAACUCUGGAACAGCCUGAUCGCGGCUCAGAGAAGAUGGAAGAGGGAAAUCACUCGGAGGUGACUGAGUUCAUUCUCUCAGGACUGACAGAUCGUCCAGAGCUGCAGGUCCCCCUGUUUGUGUUGUUCCUACUGAUUUAUGUUGUCACCCUGGUGGGAAAUGGGGGGAUGGUCUUGUUAAUCACAAUAGACCCCCGACUCCACAUCCCCAUGUACUUUUUCCUCCGGGGUUUGUCUUUCUGUGAUCUCUGCUAUUCAUCUGUAAUUGUCCCUAAGAUGCUGCAGAAUUUCUUAGCCGAGAGGAAAAGCAUUUUUCGCACUGCCUGUGCUGUGCAAAUGUAUCUCAGUGGCGUAUUUUCAGAUGGUCAGUGUCUUUUGCUAGUUGUGAUGGCGUAUGACCGUUAUGUGGCCAUCUGUAACCCGCUGCUUUAUACGGUCACUAUGUCCCGGCAGCGCUGUGACCAGCUAGUGGCUGGUGUGUGCGCUGUGGGGUUGGUGGAUCAAAUGAUUACAACGUGUUGUACCUUCCGCCUCUCAUUCUGUCGCUCCAACAUCAUCAGGCAUUUCUAUUGUGAAAUUCCCCCACUGCUUGCGCUCUCCUGCUCUGACACCCGCAUCAGUGACAUUGUGCUGUUGGCUUCCACGUGUUACAUUCUAAUACUCAGUGUUGUGAUCAUUCUCCUCUCCUAUGUCUGCAUCAUCUCCACCAUCCUGCGGAUCCGCUCUGCCGAGGGCCGGUACAAAGCCUUCUCCACCUGUGCUUGUCACUUGAUCACAGUGGGAAUAUUCUAUUUCACUCUUCUUUUCAUGUAUUUCCAACCAACCUACAGCUCUUCCACAGACACCGACAAAACUGCCUCCGUGUUUUACUCGCUGGUGAUCCCCAUGUUAAACCCCCUCAUCUACAGCCUGAGGAACAGGGAGGUGAAGGACUCCCUGAUGAAAGCCAUGAAUAAACUCCUAACCAGUUCCUGAAAUUGUUCAUCUCUGUGCUGGUUGAAUGAUGGGGUGUGGAAACAGUUGUAUUCAGUUCCCAGCCCAGAGCGAUAUAAUUUCACACAGCCUGUGUUGCUAUUGUUUUAAAGAAGGAAGGGAACUGAUUGUAUUAGGUGCAAGGAAGAACAACUAAUCUUUCCCUCUUCUUUCUGCUGGUGUUGAUUUCAUUGGGCAGUUCCAAAGGUGACAUGUUUAUUUUCUGUGGGUGAACCGAAGGGAAUUACACACCGUUCUGCUAUUCUGCAGCUCUUUCUGUGCUCCGUGCGGUUCUUGUCACCUGAUUCGUGCCCGGCCAUGAGGAGGGGAAAGGUGAUUUCCACCACCCUAAGCUGAAUUUUAUAUGAAGGUAACCACAAAACAAGGAACAACAAGCGUAACAUUAGCGAGAGAGAGCACAGUGUGUGCCUCCUCUGUAACAGUCUGCACUGAACAGAAUGCAGAAAAGCAUGAAAAGUGGAAAUUUUCUCUACUAUGUGGAUUAAACUAAUGUUAU
Messenger RNA from Pelodiscus sinensis (Chinese soft-shelled turtle), 1621 nucleotides. Lineage: Eukaryota; Metazoa; Chordata; Testudines; Trionychidae. The record is from RefSeq and is a predicted model, not a curated record.